Molecule: messenger RNA, 1788 nt
Organism: Postia placenta MAD-698-R-SB12
Lineage: Eukaryota; Fungi; Basidiomycota; Agaricomycetes; Polyporales; Adustoporiaceae
Exons: 5
Coding region: 1-1788 (595 amino acids)
Molecular function (GO): protein binding
Source: RefSeq, a predicted model, not a curated record
AUGAAGUACACAGCUUCACCUAUUCUCUCGCUUCCGCAUGAGGUGGCCGAGAUAAUAGCUCUCUCAGUAGCCAAACAAGGCUUCCCGACUGCCAUCGCUUUCCUGGCGCAGACGUGCCGCUCGUUUCGGAAUCUCAUCUAUAGGCCUUCCGACACGCAUUUGUGGCGAGAGAUAUUUUUGACAACAUUUGACGAUCCGCGCAAACUGUACUUUGCUAGCAAGCGUGAGCACAUCCUACAAUCAUUGCCAAUAGUCUCUCAUCAGGGUGCAGCUGAGUUUGACUGGGGACUGGAGUUUCAACAGCGCAUUUUGGCAGAGAGCUAUUUCAAGCAUGCCAUACGUCCCGUCAACUUUACCGCUGAGUCAGUCCGUGUUCGUGUUCGCAGACACACGUCCGUCUGGUACCAGUCUGCCCCGCUGGAGCGCAGCGUGCAAGCGCUCUCCGCGCUGCUGGACGUUUGCGAGACAAUGGCGCCAUGUCAUCCGGAUUUUGGCCCUGUCAUGGUUGGAGAGGACAACGAUAGUACUAGUGGAAAAAUAAUCCUCUGGCGUCCCCUUGCGCAUAUCGACACACUCGGCAUGGCAUCUCGCGCCGCUCCGUUGUUCGCAAUGCAUACCGGUGGGCCAUCACUCAAUAUUCUCUGGCUGGAAUCCGUUCUAGAGCGUGGUCUUCCUUGGUCGCUUAUUGCUAGAUUGUGUGGCGAAGAGCGGGACCCAGAGUGGGACCAGACAUUAGAGGCCCAAUUGCUCGCGAAGUUGAUCACUUACACUGGAUUCAUCGACUUCAAGGCCGGAGGAGUUGACGAAGACAACGUGCCAAUUAGCAGGGACGAUCAGAGAACGUUUUCUCGCUAUCGUGCGCGGGAGGUGGUCUACAACAUGGUAUAUCUAGAUGCACGUAGGCAUUGGGGGCCUUAUCUGCUAGUUGAGCAAGACGACAAAUCUGUAUCUAUCGACACCAAGACCGGUCCUCACGGUUCAAAUGACUACCACUUCGAGGAUGAAGAAACCGAGGCCUCAGGAGAAUACACGCCUUUCGCCGGAACCCCCCAACUAAAUAUCACUGAUACCAACGAAGCGCCGUACGCGAGUCAAGCUGCCGCUGAUAUGUUGCAAUACAACAGUCCAGUGCCUACGCCAAAGCAACUAUCUCCUGAUUGGGCAUGGCUGGCUGCUGCACGCAUCGUGCUGCAGGCGAAUAUGGAAGACCCUCGCAUGGAUAGGCUCGACGAAUUCCUUUGCUUGGACAGGUGGCGAGAACAAGGAUGGACAAGGCCUGAUGAUAAUGUAAGAAAACUGAGCCCCGGGUGCGAAGUUGGGGCGGCAUGGGACUGGGCCGGCGUUGAAGGUGUCUGGAGGCGCUGCAUGUGCUGGAUCAACUAUUCCGAACUCAAUUAUUGUAAUAUGUACGGCGGUUUUGAUGAUCCUAUCCUCGAAGAACAUGUUAGUUAUUCGCCAAUGCGUCUGCGCAUCGUGCGUUUUGAUCCGCCUAUCGUGCCCGAGUACCCCCAUCGUCCGACCAUUGUCUUCGAGGGCGAAGCUGGCGGUGUGGAUUGGAUCGAGUACCAGGAUAGGUCUUGUGAUGAUGUGCGGAAUGUGCGGGGCACCGUCAGCAUGAUAGCCGGUGGAUACGUUCGCUGGCAACUGUCUGUGAUGUCGGCAGAAUUCCCAGACGAGGACGAGGUGAUGUCGGAAGCGGUGCAGCUCGGGGGCGUGGCCUCGGAGGCAGGAUUCAUCGGAAUGUGGAGUCCUGCUCGGCGUCUCGGUGGUGGCGAUACAUUAGGUUAG